AGUAUAAAAAGUAAAAGUAUUCAAUGUCAAGCUGAAUUCAACCUGUAAGUAUUAAAUCAUUCUACAUUAUUACUGGAUGACUGAGUGAGUGAUGAUCUGAGUUAAAAAAAACAAUGUAUCACAUGGAUUCAUAUUUGACCGAUAAGACCUCCCGCCUACCCAUGGUUGCACUGUGGUGACAAACAGCACUGUCUGUAUCAGUGAGUUAUCUAUAUCUGUAUCUGUAUCUGUAUCAUGAGUGAGGUCUUCAGCUCUCUGCAUCAGAGCCACACACAACAAAGUCCCUCGUGUUCCACAUGAUUCGUAAAAUGUGAAGUACACUUCCUGUUAUCGCUAACUCUAUCUCUUCUAAAAGCGUGAGAAGAUGAGGGUGACCCAUGUAAAGUCUCGAAUGAAACCAUCCACUCUGCAGGCUGGACAAGACAGAUCACAGCAGAACUACAGCAGAAAACCUGUUUUUACAUCUGGCUUCAGUCUGCCCAUUAGUUUAGAACCUAUUCACCUACUGGCCUGAGAGUAAAAUGUAAUCUUUUCUAACUAAAAUUAACUUCUAUUAACAUUAUCAUGAAGAAAUGUUCUGUCUUCUUGCAACAGGAACGCAAACUGCAAGAAAAUCCCGCCUACAUCAAUGUAAAGUUUGAUGUCCUCUGUCUUUUUCUUUAGGGUUACUUUGUCUUACAGAACACAGACAAAAUGUAAAUGUGAGCAAGCAGGCAACCUAUCGUGGUCAACCAACUAGUUCCGCAGUACUUAAUGGCACAGAUCUUGAUCAGGUUUUUGAGAAUAACAUGAAGUUGAAGAAUGUGGCUGAGUGGAAUUCACAACAUAUUAACACUGUGUCGUACUGUAAACUUCAAAAGUCAUGUUUUAAGGUAACGAUUUUAUGGGUUUUAGAUCAUUUUUCACAAGUGCUGGUGUGAUGAGCAAAUACCAAGGUACAGCAUAUGUGAAGAAAACACUCCGCCUCUUCAACCCCUGUGACAGAGCUCAGUGUUAUAAAGCACCAUUACAGGGACACGAAUAUACGCACAAUGAGGAACUUCACCUUGAUAACAGUUUUACUUCUCUGCUGCCUCAGCUGGAUCUCUGUCUCAGGUUCAGAGUUUCAAACUGUGGAGGUUCAGCCUGGUGAAGAUGUCACAAUGCUGUGCUCCAACUAUUCCAGUGUUCCCACUCAGAUAACCUGGUACAAACUGGUCAAAAGAACACAGCCUCACUGUGUCUCCUCUAUGUUCAGGUCUACUGACCCUGCUAAAUACUGUGAUGGAUUUAAAAGUGGAAAAUUUGAAAUGAGCUCCAAUGUCUAUACUCUCUUUCUCAAAAUCAAACAAGUGGAUUUAUCUGACUCUGGACUGUAUUUCUGUGGAUUUUACAUUACCAAAAACCUGGUUAUUGUCGAUGCAACGUUUUUAGAGGUUCAAGAAGGGUUUGAUGGAUUAACAAAGCUGAUCCUGGGCGGUCUGACUGUUUUCCUCGCUAUGGUCGUCAUCUGUCUGGCUGUUAAAAUCAAAAAGCUUCAGAAAGAACAGAAUCACCAAUGGAGAGAGAAUCUGGACUCUAAUGACCUGAAGGAUGCAGCCCUGAGUUUGUAUUUAACAACAAUAAGAAACAGGAGGCCUGAGUCAGAGAGACAAGUGGAGACUCGUGUUAUUUAUGCUGCCAGCAGAUAGACUCAGAGUGGUUCAGAGGAACUGAUGCUUUAUCAUAUUAAUCUGCUACUGUGAUUUUUCUCUAUAAGUGGUGGGUAGGGGGAAUUAACUUCUCUUGAUUGAUGUUUGUUGAGGAGGAACCAUGAGGACAUUGCUGACUAAGGGUUCAAAGUUAGAGUCAGAUGGAGGUCUGCAGCCGUGGAGGAGUGAGUGAGGUUCACAUCACUUGUUUGACAGAGUGCUCUGCACACAGCUGAUGUCACAAUGUUUGCCUCCAUCCUCAGUCCCUCCCUUCAGACACACUCUCUCAUCCCCUGCCCUCUGCACUGCUCUCUCUCUCUCUGCCCCAGGCCUUAUACUUUCCUGCCAUCCUUGAGCUGUCCGCCAGAUGCCCUCAGCCUUUUUGUCGUUUCUCACUUCCAGCCGCUCCUUCCUGCCCUGCUGUCACCCGCCUUCACACAUGUUCUCAUGAACUCUGUAAUACUUAUAUCAGACUUUUUUUUUUCUCUGUCUGCCUACCUAUAAACCAUUUAACUGUUGCUGUUGUGCAUUGUCUGCAUUGGGUGCUCUCCCUGCUGCCUCACACUCACCACCUUCACAACUGAGGUGAAAAUCAUGAGGUCUGUUAACUUGAAGCUUUGAGAGAAUGCAAUCUGAAACCAACAAAUCAGUCAACAACUGCACAGUCUACUGUGAAAUAUGCAAAACAAACAUUUAAACAGUUUUUAUAAAGCAUAAAUGUGUAAACUUAAUACUUUAACUGCAGUAUGAUGUCAUGCAUGUGUGUAAAUGUGUGAUAAAUGUCUGAAUCAAAAAUAAAAUGCAUUUAAAUAUGA
This is a messenger RNA of Dicentrarchus labrax (European seabass), 2485 nucleotides long. RefSeq lists its product as uncharacterized. Gene Ontology annotation, biological process: response to bacterium. NCBI's taxonomy places the organism in Eukaryota, Metazoa, Chordata, Actinopteri, Moronidae. The record is from RefSeq and is a predicted model, not a curated record. The coding region runs from base 1032 to 1670 and encodes 212 amino acids. The transcript is spliced from 5 exons.